AUGGCGGGGCCAAAGGCGCCUAUCGGCUCGCUCUCGGAGCAUGCCACUCAAUCUGCCCGGCUUGCCCGUCGUGAUGCAAAUCCGCGCUCUCGCCCGAUAAAAUCCUCUACCAAAAAGCACAAAAAGGCCAGCCUUGACGACGAGGAGAGCGACAGCUCGAGUGCUAGCAGCGACCAUGGCUCGCAAGCUGGUGACCAGGACUUCCUGCUACAAAUGAUCGCGUCAAGAUCCUCAGCGCCUAAGAGCAAGGCGAAGCAAGCCAGCAGCGGCGCCGCUGUAUUGCCGACCACCAAGGCGAAGGCGAAGUCGACGGCCGAAAGCGUUGCUUCCGAUAAGAAGUCCGCAGGAGCAGCAGUCAAGAAGGAACCGACCUCCGAUGACGAACGUGUCUCAGACGCGGAAUCCGAGUCCGGCUCCAGCUCAGAUUCAAGCUCCGACUCUGAAUCUGAAGUGGCGACGACAGCUGGCAAGUCCAAGAAGACGAAGGAGGGUGGUGGGGCAAGACUGAAGACGGAAUCCGAAUCCGAAUCCGAAUCAUCAGGCAGCGAGAGCGACGGCGGCCAGGCGAAGGCCAAGAAGACUGUUAAGAAGAGCCCAAGCACGACGUCUUCGUCAAGCGAGUCCGGGAGCUCAGGCUCCGAGAGCGAAGCAGAGGAGCCAUCUAACAAGAAGAGGGGCGCGAAAACCAAGAAAGAGAAGACCCAACGCAAGGUGAAGACAAGCGAAUCCGAGGAUUCCACUUCGGAAGAGGAGAGCAGUACAGACGAGUCUACUGCCAAAAAGGCCGAGGCCGAAGGUGCCGAGUCGAGCGAUUCCGAUAGCUCUGCUUCCGAGUCUCAGAGCAGCACCUCCAGCUCGGAAGAUGGGUCAGAUGAGGAGGCGGAUGAGUCCAUGGCAAUUGAUAUGAGGAAUGAUGGGUCUGGUGCUCCUGUCGCCGAAAUUAUUGCAAAUGAUUUCCAUCUCCGAAAGGCUCAAGAGAAUGUGGACGCAUCAGACGUUGCGCAAGUCUUUUCCCAGGCUCAGAUGCAAGGCAAGCAAGUCUGGUACUUUACCGCGCCAGCCUCGAUACCCAUUGAAGUUGUGGAGAAACUGGAGAUCCCGCUGGAAAGGGCCCAAAAGGGACUUUCGAUCCUUUCUCACAACGGCGAUGACUACGGCGUCGCCUUCGAGGAUGCUUCGACCACCCGAUCCAUAAAACUCCUCAUUCCAAACAAAGCGGGUGAUAAAUACGGCAUGCUGAACCGGCCUCUGGACCAAACUGUGCAUCUUAAGCGUAUUACCCAGUUUUCGCACGGCAAUGAGAGCUCUACCACGUUUUCUCAGUCGCACACCACUACGAGCAGACCGGCACGACCCCAGCCGGCCGGCCUCAAAUCCCGAUAUCAUCCCAUCGGGGUCUCCAACGGGUCAGUGGGCAAGAAUGGAGAUCAUACAGCAUCCGAGAACGAUGAGGACGUUGAGAUGAGUCAGGCUCCUGCCCUGCCAUCAUCGCAGCAGAGUGCCAGGAAGCCCAAGGGACCGGUGUUGGUGGAGACACCCAAGCCCGAGAAAAAGAAGAGAAAGCACACGUCCGACAGCGCGCCGCCUUCAAGCCAGCCGGCAGAUGUUACGGGGUCGAGCAAGAAGCCGAAGAAGGCGCGGAUCGAUCUGAUCGAACCCGUCAGCGCUUCCAAGGUCGGCAGGGUGACGCCAAUCUUGCCACCGCGAGUUCCCACGAUGAACGGAGCAUCCGUGACGAAUUCGGGCCGGAAGGAAUCGGUGGUCCCCCUCCCUCCAAACUUCCAGCGCAUGUCUCAGUCGAUGUCUGAUCCACGAUCCUCGCCUACUCGAUCCUCGCCUACCAAAGAGACACCGAAAGCGCACAAGGCCGAUCGCAAAGUGAAGGGCAAGGACAAGGAUGGCGGUAAACCCACUCCCAAAGUCACACCAGUCACGCCCCCCGUUCCUCACGUACAGCGGCGGCCUUAG
Phialemonium atrogriseum is the source of this 1968-nucleotide messenger RNA. RefSeq names its product DNA-directed RNA polymerase I subunit RPA34.5-domain-containing protein. Gene Ontology annotation, biological process: transcription by RNA polymerase I. NCBI's taxonomy places the organism in Eukaryota, Fungi, Ascomycota, Sordariomycetes, Cephalothecales, Cephalothecaceae. The record is from RefSeq and is a predicted model, not a curated record. The coding region runs from base 1 to 1968 and encodes 655 amino acids. The transcript has 3 exons.